GGAAGCCUAGUUCUGCAGUGGGUCUUUUCAAAGCCUCCUGCAGCUUGUCUAGGUCAAGAGUUCCUUUAUUGUUGUUAUUAUGGUUAAAAUUUCAUAAUUUUGAGAAUCACAAUGAAAUGCUUUUUGGUCUUAGCGUCAAUCUGCCUAAUAAUUGGUUGCCAGUGCGAUGAUUUCGGGUCAACCUUGGGUCAUCUGACGGAAAACAGCCGUCGUAACAACGAAGGACAAGCAGAGGCUGUUAGAGGUCUCAUAGGGAGGCUCCUUCUGAAAGAACAAGCUGAAUAUUUUAAAGUGGAGGUUGAUUCAAGCCAAGCAACCGAUGAAAAGGACUUUUUCAGACUAAAAUCUGAAAACGGCACCAUCAAAAUAUUUGGAACGACUGGUGUCGCUGCAGCAUCAGCUUUCAACUAUUACCUGAAGUAUUAUUGUAAGUGUCACUUUGGUUGGGAAACCGAACAACUCGGUCUUCUCCCCAAACUACCCCCAGUUGACGUGGAAAUAAAGUUCAAUGACAGAUUCAGAUACUAUCAAAAUGUUUGCACGACAAGCUACAGCUUCGUCUGGUGGGAUUGGGAAAAAUGGGAGAACCAUAUCGACUGGAUUGUCAUGAAUUCUUUCAAUUUGGUCCUGGCUUUCAAUGGUCAGGAAGCUAUAUGGACGCGUGUAUAUCGAGAAUUGGGACUAAGUCAAGAUGACAUCGAUGAUUACCUAAGUGGACCAGCUUUUCUGUCAUGGUUGAGAAUGGGCAACAUAAGAAAAUGGGGAGGUCCUCUCUCUGAAUCAUGGCAUAACAGGAGUUUAAAUCUGCAGAAGCAGAUCGUAACGCGUCUGCGAAGUUUUGGCGUUACAACAGUUCUGCCAGCCUUUGCUGGGCAUCUACCUCGAGCCUUCAAAAGGUUAUAUCCUAAAGCUAAUAUGGUUAAGCUCGGAACAUGGAACAAUUUCAACGAUACCUACUGCUGCCCCUAUUUUUUGGAUCCUACAGAAGAGCUCUUUCAGAAAAUAGGCAAAAUGUUUAUUCAGAAGCAAAUAGCAGAAUAUGGAACAGACAAUGUAUACAGCUGCGACAGUUUUAACGAAAAUACACCUCCCUCCACUGACUUAAGCUAUUUAGCUAAUGUGAGCAGUUCAAUAUUCAAAGCAAUGACCGGUGCAGAUUCAAAAGCAAUUUGGUUGAUGCAAAACUGGCUCUUCGUACAUGACGCCUCAUUUUGGACCAAAGAUAGGGCCAAAGCAUUGCUAACCUCUGUUCCAAAGGGAAAAAUAAUAGUGUUGGACCUUCAAUCUGAACAGUUUCCGCAAUAUUUCAUGCUGGACCAAUACUUUGGACAGCCGUACAUCUGGUGCAUGCUUCACAACUUCGGAGGAACGCUUGGUUUAUUCGGCAAUUCCGAUAUUAUAAACGAGAGGCCCAUUGAGGCGAGGAAAGCCGUCAACAGUACCAUGAUAGGUACUGGAUUGACCAUGGAAGGUAUAAAUCAGAAUUAUGUCAUCUACGACCUGAUGACCGAGACUGCAUGGAGGGAUAAGCCAACCAAUCUAUCGGAUUGGUUCGCAGAUUACUCGGUUAGGAAAUACGGUGUUGAUAGUCCUAUUAUCAAGAACUGCUGGCGUUAUUUCCAGAAAACCCUUUAUAACCUCAAAACUCUACGUAGAAUGAGGGGACAAUACACCUUAGCAAGAACUCCUAGUUGGUCUAUUAAACCUUGGGCGUGGUACGACACCAGGAAAUUCAUCGUUGUCUUCGGUGAUUUCAUGGAAGCCAGACAUACAAUUCCAAUAUUUGCGAUAAAUUAUGGUUAUUAUCAUGACAUGGUGGACAUGACACGACAAGCUCAUCAAGUGAUGUUCGACAUGGCUUACGAAGCAAUGAAACGUGCCUUCAAAAAAAAACAAAUCAGUGAAUUCCAGUCGUUGGCAAAAUCUGCCGUAUAUAUCCUCGAUAACCUGGACCAAGUGUUGUUGACUGAUGACGCUUUCUCCCUGGACGAAUGGAUCAAAUCUGCUAGAAAAGCAGGCUCAACACCUGAAGAGAAGGAUUUGUUCGAAUAUAAUGCAAGGAACCAAGUGACUUUAUGGGGGCCCAACGGGGAAAUAAUGAACUAUGCGAUCAAGCAAUGGUCAGGUGUUGUUUCCGACUUCCUUCGGCCAAGGUGGAAGUUAUUCCUGGACUAUUCGAAUGAUAUUCUCGUGAAGAAUGGAACUUUCAACGAGACUCACAUAAGACAGCAAAUGUUUGAAACUGUAGAGAAGCCGUUCACUUUCAAGAAAACCGAAAUAUUUAGAAAGGCGUCAGGAAACUUCACGAAUCUGUUGGGAUUCAAAACACAAAAAUGGUGGAAAAUCUUUCAAUCUUUCUGUAAGAUGAGCAAGAAGGGAAGAAAUAAUGAAUACAAGUUGGACCUGAAAACCAUCGAUGGUUUGUUUGAAGAAUCACCUUUCACUGAUGAUGGAAUAGAAGUGAAAAUGGUUAAAUAAUACUGUAUAAUCGUUUAUGUACCUAAGUUUUUUUACGUAU
Coccinella septempunctata (seven-spotted ladybird) is the source of this 2518-nucleotide messenger RNA. Its product is annotated as alpha-N-acetylglucosaminidase. The record is from RefSeq and is a predicted model, not a curated record. NCBI's taxonomy places the organism in Eukaryota, Metazoa, Arthropoda, Insecta, Coleoptera, Coccinellidae. Bases 112 to 2478 code for a protein of 788 amino acids. The transcript has 16 exons.